AUGACCAUAGUAGCAAAUCUCAACGUUCCGAGCGGCGUCGUCACCGGCGACCACGUGCGCAAAAUUUUCAACCACGCGCGCGAACACGGCUACGCGAUCCCCGCGGUGAACUGCACGUCUUCAAGCACGUGCGUCGCGGUGCUCGAGGCAGCGAAAGCCGCCGGGUGUCCCGCAAUGAUCCAAUUCUCACACGGCGGCGCCGCGUUUUUCGCGGGUAAGGCGCAAGACAACACCGCGAACCGCGCCUCGAUCGCUGGAGCGGUCGCUGGCGCGCUCUACGUGCGCAGCAUCGCGCCGAGCUACGGCGUGCCGGUGAUUCUGCACUCGGACCACUGCGCGAAGAAGAUCCUCAGCUGGCUGGACGGCAUGCUCGAGGCCGACGAACAGUACUUCAAGGCGCACGGCGAGCCGCUGUUCAGCUCGCACAUGAUCGACCUGUCGGAGUGCUCGAAAGAAGAGAACAUUGCGACGUCCUUCAAGUACUUGCAGCGCUGCGCGAAGAUCAACUGCUUGCUCGAGAUGGAAAUCGGAAUCACCGGCGGCGAAGAGGACGGCGUGAACAACGAGGGCGUCGACAACGCCGCGCUCUACACGCAGCCGGAGGACAUUUUCGACAUCUUCUCGAAGUUCUCGACCGUAACCGACCUGUUCAGCAUCGCCGCGGGCUUCGGCAACGUGCACGGCGUCUACAAGCCGGGGAACGUCAAGCUGCACCCCGAGCUGCUCAAGAAGCACCAGCAGUUCGUCAAGGCGAAAACCGGCUCGAAACUCGACAAGCCGGUCUACUUCGUGUUCCACGGCGGCAGCGGCUCGACGCCCGCAGAGAUCAAGGAAGCCGUGCAGAACGGCGUCGUCAAGAUGAACAUCGACACCGACACGCAGUGGGCUUACUGCUGCGGGCUGCGCGACUAUUUCGAGAGCAAGAAGGAGUACGUCAAGACGCAGGUCGGCAACCCGGAGGGCGCAGACAAGCCCAACAAGAAGUACUACGACCCGCGCGUCUUCAUCCGCAAAGCCGAAGAAUCGAUGGUUGCGCGCGUCAUGCAGGCCUACCGCGACCUGCAGGCGCUCAAAUAA
Molecule: messenger RNA, 1077 nt
Organism: Dermatophagoides pteronyssinus (European house dust mite)
Lineage: Eukaryota; Metazoa; Arthropoda; Arachnida; Sarcoptiformes; Pyroglyphidae
Product: fructose-bisphosphate aldolase 1-like
Source: RefSeq, a predicted model, not a curated record